Messenger RNA from Myotis myotis, 1547 nucleotides. RefSeq names its product histidine triad nucleotide binding protein 3 (gene HINT3). Bases 729 to 1154 code for a protein of 141 amino acids. Gene Ontology annotation, molecular function: catalytic activity. The record is from RefSeq and is a predicted model, not a curated record. The transcript is spliced from 6 exons. Lineage: Eukaryota; Metazoa; Chordata; Mammalia; Chiroptera; Vespertilionidae.
AAUCAAGUAGGAGGUGGCCAGGUGAGCCAAUAAGGCCUGGAGAACCCCGGGGGUUCGCUUUGUGCCCUGGGGCAACUACCAGAAACGCAGGCUAAGGAGAGUGUGGAGACUGAGGUGGAAGAUGAGGCUGGCGAGGUUCACAGGGGCCCCGGUGAUUAGGGUGUUGUGAUUCAUUUUAAGGAGUUUUAUGUUCAUCUGAACAGUGAUGGGAAGCCCGCUCUGUUUGAUACUGGGGUGGAGUGACCCCCGAGGGGUUUGGCCUUUGGAAGGUCAUUCAUUCUGGCACCAGCCUGGAGGCAUGCAGACCCGUGGGGAGGCUCUUGGAGGAAUGAAGAAAAGUGGGUCAAUCUAAGGGUACUUAGGAGGUAAAUCAGGCCGGACUUGUUGAGGGAUGGAGAGCAGUGGUUCUUGACUCCGGGCUGUUGUUCCCCAGGGACUCCUGGCAAUGCCUUGCGACACUUUUUGUUGUAACAGCUGUGGGGUCAGGGCGGACUGUUGGCACCUAAUGGGUAGAGGCCAAGGCUGCUAAUAUUAUACAAUGCACAGGACAGCUCUCCACAACAAAGAAUUAUCUAGCCUCGAAAUAUCAGCAGUGCCUAGGUUGAGAAGCCCCGAUUUCGGCGUGGGAGAACGAGGAAGAGAAAGGGGCAAGUCGAGGAUCGUUCCCGAUUUCUGGCGAGGGUACUCUGGAACCAGGUCCUGAAGAUAAGCAGCAAGGAGGAGAGCUGAUGGCCAGGGGAGUGGUGGGAAGUACCGAAGUGAUGAGAUCGGUUUUGGAGUUUGAGGAUGAAGACCUAGUUUGCUUUAAAGAUAUCAAACCAGCAGCAUCUCAUCAUUACCUUGUGGUGACAAAGCAGCAUAUUGGAAACUGCACAGAUCUAAAGAAAGAGCAAAUAGGACUUGUUGAGAGCAUGGUUACUGCUGGAAAAACCAUUCUUAAAAAGAAUAAUUUCACUGACUUCGAAAAUGUGAGAAUGGGUUUCCAUGUGCCACCAUUCUGUUCCAUUUCCCACUUGCACCUUCAUGUCAUAGCACCAGUUGAUCAGCUUGGCUUCUUAUCAAAAUUGGUUUAUAGACCAAAUUCCUAUUGGUUCAUCACAGUCAUCAGAUCUGUAGAAGAGAAGCUAAGGCUGAGUCUCUCCAUUGCAGGCUGACUAUUUGAUUGAAAAACUAAGAACAUGAAAAUGACAGCAGUGGAAGAUUUUCUUAUUCUUGGCUCAACAGACACUAAUAUUUUGGUCCCUUUUAAAUCAAAUUACAAUGGUAAGGUUUGUUGGGUUUUAUAAGAGGCUAUUACUGGGUAGCCUUAAGUCUUUUCUGAAUGUCUAUUUCCUGAAAUCUGUAAUAUAUGACUACUCUGGCAUUGUCUUCUUUGUUUUAAUGGUUACUUGUCUAAGGUAUAAGAUACUACAGAUAAAAUUUUAUUAAAACAAAUUCUAUUAAUCAAGAAGGGCUCUGUAUUUUUUAAAAGUUCAAGUAUUUUCAUUUCUCAUUAUUGUCAGUUACAAUAGUGAUUUAUUAUGAAGAAUAAAUGGGUAUAGAAAGUA